Messenger RNA from Saprolegnia parasitica CBS 223.65, 1487 nucleotides. RefSeq lists its product as hypothetical. The transcript has 10 exons. Gene Ontology annotation, molecular function: protein binding. The coding region runs from base 19 to 1386 and encodes 455 amino acids. The record is from RefSeq and is a predicted model, not a curated record. Lineage: Eukaryota; Oomycota; Saprolegniomycetes; Saprolegniales; Saprolegniaceae.
CGGUGGGGUGUCGCCAGGAUGGACCCGCGGCGCCAGCUCACAAAGGGCGAGCUCUUGACGCGAGAGCGGAUUCGCCAAGAGACCGACGUCCGCGUGACCCAAACCAAUGCCAUGCAACAUCGCCUGCAGCACCUCGUCGACGUCGCCGCGCCCGACGACCCGACGAUUUUUCGGGGCAUUUACAGCGACAAGCACCCGUCCUUGUCGUCCGCCGAAGUGCGCGAGCUGGCGGCGAUUUCGGCACCGCCGCUCGGCCCCGUCGACACGACAGGCUUGUACCAUUUGCGGUCCAUCAAGCACCCGUACCCGAUUCCAGGCUCCCAACUCCGCCGAGAGAAGGAGCGCGAGCUGCAGGCGUCGGCCAAGAAGCAGCUCGUGUUUCUCCACUCGUCGUCGGCGUCGACAAGUCAACUUCCCGACGCGUCGUCUGCGUACGAAGACUGCUUGCAUACGCUCGAGCAAGGCAAACUACACUUCUUGGCCACCAACCUCCUUGGCGUUCUCAAUGACAAAGAAGCUGCGCUUCAAAAGGACGUGCAAGCGCGGCAACACCGUCUCGCGACUCUCAAAGGCGAUCUUCACGCUGUCCAAGCGUUCUGGCACGCCCUCCUCGAAGGCCGGACACGUGAAGCCGUCUUGCUCGUCACGCAGCACGAUUUCGUCGAUGUCAACCUCGCCGUCAACUGUCAUGCAACGCGCAAAGCCAUUUCGAUCGAGCCCAACGAGAGCUUUGCCGUCGCGCUCACGCCCCUCAUGCUGGCAGCCCGGCGUCACAACGUCGAGGUGGUCACCGCACUCUUGCAGCACGGCGCCGACCCGCAGUUAGCCACAGCCAAUCAAGACACGGCGCUGCACUUUACGUGGCGCGACGUGCCGCCACGUCACAAGUCCAUGGCUUGGGUCAUCAUCGCCAAGCAAGCCAUCGCGACGCAAGAGGUGCUUCUCGCACACGGCGCCUUGGCAAAUCACGCGAACAUGUACGGCGUCACUGCUCUGCACGACUGCGCUCGGCUUGGCCUUAAAGAGGCGGUCGUCCAACUGCUUCGGCAUGAUGGCGAUCCGCAUUUACGAGACAAGCACGGCAAGUCGUCGCUCGACCUCGCGAACGAGCAUGGACACAAGGACAUCUGGAGCUGCCUCGCGACGUUCCAUACGAUUGCGCGCGUCCGGACCGAGUGCGAUGGCCGGCGCGACGCCAAGUCCCACUUUAAGACGCCUGGCCUUCUGAGCCAUGCGUGGUCGCCACCACCCGACCAGCUCCUCGCCACGCUCAAGCUCGCGUCGCAUCGCGCCACAUUUCUGAAAGGCAACUACAUCACACAGGCCGGCGCACUCAUUUUGGCCGACGACGCAAUGGAGACAUGGGCGAUGCGGUCAUCGUCCUAACACUGGCAACGAUGUGACCAGCUUGUUACAUCCACACACAGUCGACGAGCGCACUAGGCGGCACAACAGCUGUAAAGAUUUGAUACGACAUGCUCCAUCCA